This is a messenger RNA of Phoenix dactylifera (date palm), 2545 nucleotides long. RefSeq names its product polyadenylate-binding protein-interacting protein 4-like. Gene Ontology annotation, cellular component: cytoplasmic stress granule. Lineage: Eukaryota; Viridiplantae; Streptophyta; Magnoliopsida; Arecales; Arecaceae. Gene Ontology annotation, biological process: cytoplasmic stress granule assembly. The record is from RefSeq and is a predicted model, not a curated record. Gene Ontology annotation, molecular function: mRNA binding.
CUUACCGUCCCCCGAGAGAAAAAAAAAGCCCUUCCCGUCCCCGUCCCCGUUCCCGUCCCCGUCCCCGCCCGGACCACCGCCUCCGCCGCUUACGGGAUCUGGUAUUCCGCCGCCCCUUUGUCGUUGUUGCUGUCGUCGUCGUCGUUCUCCUUCUCUAAUCUCCUUAGCUUCCCCGGCUGUGCACCGAAGGGACGACGCCCUCGCCGGAUCUGUUCCAGGUUCGGUCAGAAUCUGUAGUCGACAAUGAAUCUCCAGCAAGCUGUGCCGACUAGAUCUUCUUCCAAUGGCUUUGGCCGUAGGAGAGUUGACAGAGAGACGGGGGCCAGGAUGGAUACUAAUAGGAUGCACUCCGGAAAGCCAACUUCUCCUACUUUUGGUUUAGCAAAUGGAAGCCAAGUAGGAGGCGUUGCAGGUCCUUUACAUGAUCGACUAAUUUACAUCACGACAUGUCUUAUUGGUCAGCAUGUGGAAGUCCUUUUGAAAAAUGGGUCUAUAAUAUCUGGAAUUUUUCACUCAGCAAGUGCUGACAAAGAUUUCGGAGUUGUUUUGAAAAUGGCUCGAGUGAUUAAGGAUGGUUCUGUCAGGGAGCAGAAGCAGAUUAAUGAUGCAGUUAAAAAACCUCAGACUAUGAUCAUAACUUCAAGAGAACUUGUCCAUAUUUUUGCAAAGGAUGCAUCAUUAAGUAGUGAUGAAUUUGUGAAUGGGCAUGCAAAGGAGAAGCGCAAUGACCUCUUGAUAGAUUCUGUUAUUUCUCAUCCUCAUCAUGUGGAGGUGGAGAGAGAGCUAGAGCGCUGGAUUCCUGACAAAGAUGAUCCAGCAUGCCCCGAAUUGGAGAAUAUAUUUGAUGGAACUUGGAAUAGGAACUGGGAUCAGUUUGAAACAAAUAAAACUUUGUUUGGAGUAAAGAGUACCUUCAAUGAGGAGCUUUACACAACAAAGCUUGAGAGAGGUCCUCAAAUGAGAGAACUCGAAAUUGAAGCUUCAAGAAUAGCUAGAGAAAUUGAGGGAGAAGAAACUCACGAUCAUCAUUUAGCUGAGGAAAGAGGUAUUUAUUUCCAUGAAGAUUUUGACCUUGACGAGGAGAGCAGAUAUUCUGCGGUACGAAGGGAAGUUGAUGAUGGCAGAUAUGAAGAAAAUGAAAGCUCUUUUCUGGAUGCUCGCAAUGUGGAAACUUUUGGAGGCUCCUUUGGGUCUGUCAUCGGUAGAUCAUAUUCUGAGGUUUUAAGCAAGAAAGUUAAGAGUGAAGCCCAGGCAUCAUCUACCUGCUCGUCAGCGGAUGAUGAUUCUCAAAUACCUGCUGAUAAGGAUGUAUAUGUUUCUGGUUUCACUGACCAUGUUACUUGGCCAACCUCCGUCUGUCCUGUAAAGAGUUCCACGUUCAUGGAUGAGAAGAACAGAUUGGAUGAGAAGACGACCAAAGAUCAAGAUGCAGAAAAGAUUUUGCUGAAUGGGUGCACAGAUAGAAUUGCUUCUGAGGAGGCUCAAACAUCAAAGUCCAAGGAUGUACACCCAUCAACACAUCUUAAAGGACUGUCACCUAGUGCUGCUACAUAUGAUCCUUCAUCUUCUGUUCAAGUAAAUAAAUGUCCAGCUGGUGAAUCUUCAGAUUCUGCAAUAUCUGGCAAAUUGUCUUCUGCUAGUGAAGCUGUAAAUACCUCUCCACGACCUGGUUGUUCUACAUCAUCGACUUCUGAGUGUGUAGGUGCUGGUUCAGUUUCAGGUGGUCCUGGUCUAUCACCAAGCUCAUCAGUAGGAUCAUUAUCUUCAGAAAAGUCAACAUUGAAUCCUAAUGCUAAGGAAUUCAAGCUCAAUCCUAAUGCUAAAAGUUUUAUGCCAUCUGCUUCUGUAAGGCUGCACACACCAGUAUCUGAUGGAUCGUUUUAUUAUGCCAGCAACAUAUCAGCUGCCCCUCAUAUGCAUGGCAUAUCCAUGGGCAUGGGGAUUGGACCGACCUUUGGUGGGCACCAGCCUGUUGUUUACAGUCCACAGGCUGCACAAUUGCAGUCUCCCCAAGCAUUUAUCCAUCCAAAUGGUCCUCCUUUGUAUGGACAGCAGAUGAUUCUUGGGCAGCCUCGGCCAGUUUAUUACAUGCCAACUUAUCCAGCUGAAAUGCCAUACAAAGGGAGAAAUUUCUAAUACAACAGUGAUCGUUCUCCAGUGGUUUCGUGGACCUCCACUGACGUGCUGCCAACCUAGAGCUGACCAUUGGGUUGAAUCACCACUUUCCAACACAUUGAUAUGGCACAUGGAUAAAUAUUGUGGCCCAUAGGAUUCGAUCACUUCUGCAAUUGCCCGGGACAACUGAAUGCUAUUGAGAAACGUUAUGAAGUUGUAAAUUAUUGAACCACUCAAUUUUCAUUGAUAUUGGAAGAAAAGAGCUGAUGUGGCAUACUGGCUUAAUCUUCCGAAAUAUUAUUGUUUGUUAUCUGGUGAUAUUCAUUGGUUAAACAGUGUGUGUAUCACAGUGGGUUACCUGUGAAAGGUCCUGAGAUAUUCUUGCGUGGUGCAUUUAUACAAAUAAAUAAGUGCAGAAACUUGCGUGGUG